Lactuca virosa is the source of this 378-nucleotide messenger RNA. The record is from the annotation of a GenBank genome assembly. Lineage: Eukaryota; Viridiplantae; Streptophyta; Magnoliopsida; Asterales; Asteraceae.
AUGAUAAUUCCCUCUUGUAUAAAUUCAAUUUUGGAAAAGUUGACUCAGCGGUGGCCAUUGCUGGUGUACGCCACCACCUGGACCACCAUUCUGACCGCCACUGUGGCGGUGACCUCCUUUGCACCAGAGCUUGCAUUUGUAUGGGCCAUAACACCUUCUUCUUCUUUCUCUAAAGUAUGCCAAGAUCAAAAGGAAGGUUUUGUGAGGGUUCCUUUUGAUGUUCCAUCUGAAAUCUUUUGUCUUCCGGCUGAGAUGUUUAAGAAAUCCAAGAUCGACUUGGUGGUGCCGCCCAUCUUCGCGGCGGUGAUUGUGGCAGCUUCCGCAUGUUUGGUUAGAGCUCUUGGUUUGUGGGAGGUGGACGAAGGUGAUGCUCAAUGA